Molecule: messenger RNA, 810 nt
Organism: Scutellospora calospora
Lineage: Eukaryota; Fungi; Glomeromycota; Glomeromycetes; Diversisporales; Gigasporaceae
Source: the annotation of a GenBank genome assembly
UUCGUUUUUGCUAUGAGCAAUAAACCCCAAAGUUCUAAUUGGGUUUACAAAAUUUCAAUGGCAUGUUUUGCUAUUAUUAUGGGUUAUACUUUGUUUGCUGGUUCUUGGCUUACAAUUAAUGGUUUCAUAUAUGAGAUAAUUCCAAGCUUUAAACUUUCCGGAAUUCAAGCUAUUUUUUAUCAUUCUAAUCUUUGGGCCAUUGUUCUUCCUUUGGCCUCCACAUAUAUUAUGUAUAUUUUUACAAGUCUCAUAAUGCUUGAUUUUGUGCACAUGAUUCUAUGUAUCGUGCAACAUGUUUUUCUGAUUCCAUUUUACGUGAAUGUCCUAAAUAUUUAUGCUUUCUGCAAUGUUCAUGAUAUAAGUUGGGGAACCAAGGAUGCAAAUGAAGUUGAUCUAGUUGAUAUAUUAAAUGAGAUUGUUAUAUCGGAUGAAAAAAAUCCUAAAGUCUCUUUCUCUGGGCAAAAAAAUACAAAUAAAGAUGAAGAUAAGGGAAUUAACCAUGCAAAAAUGAUUGAAGAAUCUCGAAAAGUAUUUCGAGCAUGUUUUGUACUUUUAUGGCUUUUUUCUAAUGCUCUAUUAGUAUUUUGCGUAAUCUCUUAUGUUGGUACAACUUUAGAAACACAUUUUUCUCAAACUUCAAGAACUGUCAUAUAUAUAGCAAUAAUUCUUUGGUCUGUUACUGCAUUAUCCGCCUUAAGAUUUUUUGAUAUUAAUGUAAUUAAUAAAUUGGCCACUAUGAAUGAAUAUCAACAUUGUGUAUUAUCUUCUAGUACGAUAUCUUCUAUUAGGGAUUUUAAAAUUGUUCAAUAG